CAAGGCGGGCUUAUUGAUACACCAGACGGAAAAUGGUUUUCGUAUUUGUUUAAAGAUUCCGGAGGUGUAGGCCGUAUUCCUUAUCUGGUUCCUGUGGAAUGGAAGGAGGGCUGGCCCAUUUUAGGUAAAAAUAAUAAAGUACCAGAAUAUCUGGAUUUACCACAAAGCAAAGGUUUAAUUCCGGGAAUUGUAAACUCAGAUGAUUUUACAAGAAAAAAAAAUGAUCCUGAUUUGCCUUUGGUCUGGCAAUGGAACCACAAUCCUGAUAACUCCCUGUGGUCUGUUAGGGAAAGAAAAGGAUAUUUAAGAUUGAAAACAGGCCGGAAAGACAGCAGUUUUGUGCAGGCUAAAAAUACCCUUACACAAAGAACUUUUGGAUCUGAAUGUUCCGCAUCUACCUUAGUGGAGGUAUCUAAAAUGAAAGAAGGCGACUUUGCAGGACUUUCGUUAUUGCAAAAAGAAUAUGGAUUUAUAGCGGUAAAGGUUGAAAAUGGUACAAAAAAAAUAGUCAUACUUGAUGCCGUUAAAGGCAAUCCGCGUGAAGUUGAAAGCAUUUCUUUAGUUCAGGAUAAAAUCUAUUUCAAAGCAGCAUGUGAUUUUAAAGAUAAAGCAGAUACCGGAAGAUUUUUUUACAGUCUAGAUGGUGAAAAAUGGAUCAGCAUUGGAAACGCAAUAAAACUGCCUUAUACAAUUCCUCAUUUUAUGGGAUAUCGAUUUGGGUUGUUCAACUAUGCAACUACAAAUAUUGGCGGUUAUGUA
Messenger RNA from Tuber aestivum (summer truffle), 759 nucleotides. The record is from the annotation of a GenBank genome assembly. NCBI's taxonomy places the organism in Eukaryota, Fungi, Ascomycota, Pezizomycetes, Pezizales, Tuberaceae.